UAUAAAUAGCGGCCAUGAGAUUCUUCUCGUGAUUUCUCUGGAUUGAGUGAGAAGCCAAGAGAGGGUUUGUGCAAUGGGUUGGGUGUGGAAGGACGAAGCCGAGGACGAGACAGCGUCAUACGAUGUCGCCGAAUUCAAGAAUUCGAACCCUAGCAGAUCAGAGGCCGACCGGUGCUCCACCAGAAAGAUCGUAAAAUCCUUCUGCAGAACCGAGGAGGUUGAGCCCGGGAAAUUCGUCAGGAAGUGCGAGAAGACCGAGCAGAUUCUCAGAGACUGUGUUGGAAGGCCCUCGGAGGUGGUUCAGUCCAACAAAGAAUACACGGAAGAGGAUGUCUCGCACCAGAUGAAGGAAAGUUCUUUCCCUUUGGAGUCAUCUGAGCUUGGACCGUUCAACUUUCCUGGUCUUCGCAGUGAUAUUGAAUCCAUUGAACGCAACUUCUUUGGUGGCCUCAGUCGUUUCUUUGAAGCAGCAGAGGACAUGAAGAAUGGAUUCUUCAAUGUAUUUGGGCCCCCAAACCUGUAUGAUGGGCAUUCUUCAUCCUCACCAUCCAGAAGACGAGGCGUGCCAGUUGAGGGCCAGCCACCUGAAGAAGCCUCUCCGAAAUCCAUUGAUCCCGAAUCUGGAAACCUUGAUUUUUCUGGGUUGGCUAGAGAUGUUUGAUGCAAGCCUCCUAAGGUGGUGGCAUGCCAGCUAAGGUGGUUAUAAAGAGCAUGCCUUAUCUUCUCCUUGGCUAGAUAUUAAGUGCAGAAGUACCGUAUGGUUUUUCAUAGUUUCAGAACUUUUGAGCAUAUCACCUGCUGGAAAUAGUUUAUGCAUGCCAUGCUAUCCCCAAAAUAAUUAAUCAUCAUUACUGAGUUUUGUAUUGUUGGAUAUUGAAAUAGAUGCUACUUUUAUGUUGAAACGUGAGGUCCACAAGCAUAUCACUCCUUGUAGCAA
Molecule: messenger RNA, 937 nt
Organism: Diospyros lotus (date-plum)
Lineage: Eukaryota; Viridiplantae; Streptophyta; Magnoliopsida; Ericales; Ebenaceae
Product: fra a 1-associated protein
Exons: 2
Coding region: 74-661 (195 amino acids)
Source: RefSeq, a predicted model, not a curated record